AUGUUUUUAUUUUAUGCACCUACUUCAAGUUCAUCAAGUGUGUCAACUUCCUCAAGUGUGUCGACAUCAAGUUCUGCAUCAACUUCGUCAAGUGUCUCAACAUCGUCCAGUGUGUCUACAUCAAGUUCUGCAUCAACAUCAUCAAGUGCUUCAACCUCUUCUUCUGUAUCGACAUCAUCAAGUGUUUCGACUUCGUCCUCAAUAUCAACUUCAUCAAGUGUAUCAACAUCGUCGUCAGUGUCGACAUCAUCAAGUGCUUCAACAUCGUCGAGCGCUUCAACAUCGUCGUCAGUGUCUACUUCAUCGAGCGUUUCAACAUCGUCGUCAAUUUCGACCUCAUCGAGCAUUUCAACAUCAACUUCUUCGUCAGUAUCGACAUCAUCAAGUGCUUCAACUUCGUCGUCAAUAUCAACUUCAUCAAGUGCAUCAUCUUCUGUCUCGACGCCAACUACAACAAGUGUGUCUACUUCAAGUUCAUCGAGUGUAUCAACUUCCUCAAGUGUGUCCACAUCCAGUUCUGCGUCAACAUCGUCAAGUGUCUCAACGUCGUCAAGUGCUUCAACCUCAAGUUACGCGACAACAUCAUCAUCGGCGUCUACGUCAUCGAGUGUGUCAACACCAACAACAACGAGUUUCCCUACAACAAGUUAUACAACAACAUCAUCAAGCGUUUCAACGUCAUCGUCAGCAUCGACGUCAUCAAGUAUUUCAACAUCGUCGUCAGUAUCAACGUCAUCUAGUGUCUCCACAUCUUCGUCGAUUUCGACCUCAUCGAGCAUUUCCACAUCGUCGUCGGCAUCAACAUCAUCGAGUGCUUCAACCUCGUCGUCAGUGUCAACAUCAUCAUCAGUUUCCACAUCCUCCAGCGCUUCAACGUCGUCCUCAGUUUCGACUUCAUCAAGUGUAUCAACAUCGUCAUCAGUGUCAACAUCAUCAAGUGCUUCCACAUCAUCAUCAGUGUCGACUUCAUCAAGUGUGUCAACCUCAUCGUCAAUUUCGACUUCCUCAAGCAUUUCGACAUCAUCAUCGGGAUCAAGCGCCUCAACAUCAUCGUCAGUGUCGACAUCAUCUUCUGUUUCGACACCAACUACGACGAGUGCGUCUACUUCAAGUUCGUCAAGUGUGUCAACUUCAUCAAGUGUGUCAACAUCAAGUUCAGCUUCCACCUCGUCAAGUGUCUCAACUUCGUCAAGCGCUUCAACUUCAAGUUCAGUGUCAACAUCUUCCUCGGCGUCGACGUCAUCGACUGUUUCAACACCAACGACGACCAGUGUUUCUACAUCCAGUUCCGCGUCCACAUCAUCAUCAAUCUCUACAUCUUCAUCAGCGUCCACAUCGUCAAGUGCAUCAACGUCGUCGUCAGCGUCGACGUCAUCAAGUGCAUCAACCUCGUCCUCUUUGUCGACAUCAUCGAGUGUCUCAACAUCGUCGUCAAUUUCGACUUCAUCGAGCAUUUCAACAUCGUCUUCGGCAUCCACAUCAUCAAGCGCCUCAACAUCAUCAUCAGUGUCGACAUCAUCUUCGGUCUCAACACCAACUACAACGAGUGUUUCCACUUCAAGUUCAUCAAGUGUGUCAACUUCCUCAAGUGUGUCCACAUCAAGUUCUGCGUCAACUUCGUCAAGUGUCUCAACAUCGUCUAGUUCUGCGUCAACAUCAUCAUCAUCGGCGUCAACGUCAUCGAGUGUUUCGACUCCAACAACAACCAGUGUGUCUACAUCAAGUUCUGCAUCAACAUCAUCAAGUGCUUCAACCUCUUCUUCUGUAUCGACAUCAUCAAGUGUUUCGACUUCGUCCUCAAUAUCAACUUCAUCAAGUGUAUCAACAUCGUCGUCAGUGUCGACAUCAUCAAGUGCUUCAACAUCGUCGAGCGCUUCAACAUCGUCGUCAGUGUCUACUUCAUCGAGCGUUUCAACAUCGUCGUCAAUUUCGACCUCAUCGAGCAUUUCAACAUCAACUUCUUCGUCAGUAUCGACAUCAUCAAGUGCUUCAACUUCGUCGUCAAUAUCAACUUCAUCAAGUGCAUCAUCUUCUGUCUCGACGCCAACUACAACAAGUGUGUCUACUUCAAGUUCAUCGAGUGUAUCAACUUCCUCAAGUGUGUCCACAUCCAGUUCUGCGUCAACAUCGUCAAGUGUCUCAACGUCGUCAAGUGCUUCAACCUCAAGUUACGCGACAACAUCAUCAUCGGCGUCUACGUCAUCGAGUGUGUCAACACCAACAACAACGAGUGUUUCCACUUCAAGUUCAUCAAGUGUGUCAACUUCCUCAAGUGUGUCCACAUCAAGUUCUGCGUCAACUUCGUCAAGUGUCUCAACAUCGUCUAGCGCUUCCACUUCAAGCUCUGCGUCAACAUCAUCAUCGGCGUCAACGUCAUCGAGUGUUUCGACUCCAACAACAACCAGUGUGUCUACAUCAAGUUCUGCAUCAACAUCAUCAAGUGCUUCGACCUCGUCGUCAGUGUCGACAUCAUCAAGUGCUUCGACGUCAUCGUCAAUAUCAACUUCAUCAAGUGUAUCAACAUCGUCGUCAGUGUCGACAUCAUCAAGUGCUUCAACAUCGUCGUCAUUGUCAACAUCGUCGAGCGCUUCAACAUCAUCGUCAGUGUCUACUUCAUCGAGUGUGUCAACAUCGUCGUCAAUUUCGACCUCAUCGAGCAUUUCAACAUCGUCGUCUGCAUCAACUUCAUCCAGUGCUUCAACAUCAUCAUCAGUGUCUACAUCAUCAAGUGCCUCCACAUCAUCGUCAGUGUCGACAUCAUCUUCUGCUUCGACACCAACUACGACGAGUGUGUCUACUUCAAGUUCGUCAAGUGUGUCAACUUCAUCAAGUGUGUCGACAUCAAGUUCAGCUUCCACCUCGUCAAGUGUCUCAACUUCGUCAAGUGCUUCAACUUCAAGUUCGGUGUCAACAUCUUCCUCGGUGUCGACGUCAUCGAGUGUUUCAACACCAACGACGACCAGUGUUUCUACAUCAAGUUCUGCGUCCACAUCAUCAUCAUCAAUUUCAACAUCAUCAUCAGCGUCCACAUCGUCAAGUGCCUCAACGUCGUCGUCAGCGUCGACGUCAUCAAGUGCUUCAACAUCAUCGUCAGUGUCGACAUCAUCGAGUGUCUCAACAUCGUCGUCAGUCUCGACUUCAUCGAGUGUCUCAACGUCGUCGUCUGCAUCAACUUCAUCGUCUGCAUCAACUUCAUCAAGCGCCUCAACAUCAUCAUCAUCAGUGUCGACAUCAUCUUCGGUCUCAACACCAACUACAACGAGUGUGUCAACUUCAACUUCAUCAAGUGUGUCAACUUCCUCAAGUGUGUCCACAUCAAGUUCUGCAUCAACCUCCUCAAGUGUCUCAACAUCGUCAAGUGCUUCAACCUCAAGUUCAGCGUCAACAUCAUCAUCGGUGUCUACGUCAUCGAGUGUUUCAACACCAACAACAACGAGUGUCUCUACAUCAAGUUCUGCAUCAACAUCAUCUAGCGCUUCUACAUCGUCGUCAGUGUCUACAUCAUCAAGUGUCUCGACAUCUUCAUCAAUCUCGACCUCAUCGAGCAUUUCCACAUCGUCGUCGGCAUCAACAUCAUCCAGCGCUUCAACGUCGUCCUCAGUUUCGACUUCAUCAAGUGUAUCAACAUCGUCAUCAGCGUCGACCUCAUCAAGUGUGUCAACUUCGUCGUCAAUUUCGACCUCAUCGAGCAUUUCAACAUCAUCGUCGGCAUCAACUUCAUCAAGCGCUUCUACAUCGACGUCAGUGUCGACAUCAUCAAGUGUCUCGACAUCUUCGUCAAUUUCGACCUCAUCGAGCAUUUCCACAUCGUCGUCGGCAUCAACAUCAUCGAGCGUUUCAACCUCAUCGUCAGUGUCAACAUCAUCAAGUGCUUCAACUUCAUCAUCAGUUUCCACGUCCUCUAGCGCUUCAACAUCGUCCUCAGUUUCGACUUCAUCGAGCAUUUCGACAUCAUCGUCAGUGUCUACAUCAUCUUCUAUUUCGACACCAACUACAACGAGUGUGUCUACUUCAAGUUCGUCGAGUGUGUCAACUUCAUCAAGUGUGUCAACAUCAAGUUCAGCUUCCACCUCGUCAAGUGUCUCAACUUCGUCAAGUGCUUCAACUUCAAGUUCGGUGUCAACAUCUUCCUCGGCGUCGACGUCGUCGAGUGUUUCAACACCAACGACGACCAGUUCUGCGUCCACAUCAUCAUCAAUCUCUACAUCUUCAUCUGUGUCCACAUCGUCAAGUGCCUCAACAUCUUCGUCGGUGUCAACAUCAUCCUCAGCAUCGACGUCAUCAAGUGCCUCGACGUCUUCGUCAGCAUCAACAUCAUCAAGUGCUUCAACUUCUUCAUCAGCGUCGACAUCUUCAAGUGCUUCAACAUCUUCAUCAGUGUCGACAUCGUCUAGUGCUUCAACAUCAUCAUCAGUGUCGACUUCGUCAAGUGUCUCAACAUCAUCGUCAAUUUCGACUUCAUCAAGCAUUUCGACAUCGUCGUCUGCAUCAACUUCAUCAAGCGCUUCAACUUCAUCAUCAGUGUCGACAUCAUCUUCGGUCUCAACACCAACUACAACGAGUGUGUCUACUUCAAGUUCAUCAAGUGUGUCAACUUCCUCAAGUGUGUCCACAUCAAGUUCAGCAUCAACCUCUUCAAGUGUCUCAACAUCGUCAAGCGCUUCCACUUCAAGUUCAGCGUCAACAUCAUCAUCGUCAUCCAGUGUUUCAACUCCAACAACAACAAGUGUCUCUACAUCAAGUUCUGUAACAACAUCAUCAAGUGCUUCAACGUCGUCGUCAGUAUCGACAUCAUCAAGUGUAUCAACAUCGUCGUCAGUAUCGACAUCAUCAAGUGCUUCAACAUCAUCGUCGGCAUCAACUUCAUCUAGCGCUUCAACAUCAUCAUCAGUGUCGACAUCAUCUUCUGUCUCGACACCAACUACAACGAGUGUGUCUACUUCAAGUUCAUCAAGUGUGUCAACUUCCUCAAGUGUGUCCACAUCAAGUUCUGCAUCAACCUCGUCAAGCGUCUCAACAUCUUCAAGUGCUUCAACCUCAAGUUCAGCGUCAACAUCAUCGUCGGCGUCCACGUCAUCGAGUGUUUCAACACCAACAACAACGAGUGUCUCUACAUCAAGUUCUGCAUCGACAUCAUCAUCUAGUGCUUCUACAUCGUCGUCAGUGUCGACAUCAUCAAGUGUCUCGACAUCUUCGUCAAUUUCGACCUCAUCGAGCAUUUCCACGUCGUCUUCGGCAUCAACAUCAUCGAGCGCUUCAACCUCAUCGUCAGUGUCAACAUCAUCAAGUGUAUCAACAUCGUCAUCAGCGUCGACAUCAUCAAGUGCUUCUACAUCAUCGUCAGUGUCGACUUCAUCAAGUGUGUCAACCUCAUCGUCAAUCUCGACUUCAUCGAGUAUUUCGACAUCAUCAUCGGCAUCAACUUCAUCAAGCGCCUCAACAUCAUCGUCAGUGUCGACAUCAUCUUCUGUUUCGACACCAACUACGACGAGUGUGUCUACUUCAAGUUCGUCAAGUGUGUCAACUUCAUCAAGUGUGUCGACAUCAAGUUCAGCUUCCACCUCGUCAAGUGUCUCAACUUCGUCAAGCGCUUCAACCUCAAGUUCGGUGUCAACAUCUUCCUCGGCGUCGACGUCGUCGAGUGUUUCAACACCAACGACGACCAGUGUUUCUACAACAAGUUCUGCAUCCACAUCAUCAUCAAUCUCAACAUCAUCAGCGUCUACAUCAUCAAGUGCUUCAACGUCGUCAUCAGCUUCGACAUCAUCCAGUGUCUCAACAUCGUCCUCAGUGUCGACAUCAUCGAGUGUUUCAACAUCAUCGUCAAUUUCGACCUCAUCCAGUAUUUCAACAUCGUCUUCGGCAUCAACAUCAUCAAGCGCCUCGACAUCAUCGUCAGUCUCAACGUCACCUGUUUCGUCACCAACUAAACCACGUGUAUCCACCUCAAAGGCUGUGUCGACCUCAUUUAAACCUCAGACAGAAACAAAGGUAUCGACGAGGUUUCCCUCACCGUACACUCCUUCGAAAUCCUCCGAAAUAGUUUUUCCAGUAACAUCUAGUGUGUUUGCUUCAAGUUCGUCGAGCGUAUCAACUUCCUCAAGUGUGUCGACAUCGAGUUCUGCAUCAACUUCGUCAAGUGUCUCAACAUCGUCAAGUGUAUCUACUUCAAGUUCCGCGUCCACAUCAUCGUCGAUUUCGUCAUCAUCUAGUGCAUCUACUUCUUCAAGUGUCUCUACAUCAAGUUCUGCAUCAACAUCAUCAAGCGCUUCAACAUCGUCGUCAGCAUCAACAUCAUCAAGUGCUUCGACAUCUUCGUCAAUAUCGACAUCAUCGAGUGCUUCAACAUCUUCCUCAUUGUCGACAUCAUCAAGUGCUUCGACAUCAUCGUCAGUAUCGACUUCAUCAAGCAUUUCAACGUCGUCGUCAAUUUCCACUUCAUCGAGCAUUUCGACAUCGUCAUCGGCUUCAACUUCAUCGAGCGCUUCAACUUCAUCAUCAGUGUCAACAUCAUCUUCUGUGUCGACACCAACUACAACGAGUGUCUCUACCUCAAGUUCAUCAAGUGUGUCAACUUCUUCAAGUGUGUCGACAUCAAGUUCUGCGUCCACUUCGUCAAGUAUCUCAACAUCGUCAAGUGCUUCAACUUCAAGUUCUGCGUCCACAUCAUCUUCGGCGUCUACAUCAUCGAGUGUUUCAACACCAACAACAACGAGUGCUUCUACAUCAAGUUCUGUGUCAACAUCAUCAAGCAUUUCAACGUCAUCGUCAGCAUCAACGUCAUCAAGUGCUUCUACAUCGUCGUCAGCGUCGACAUCAUCAAGUGCUUCUACAUCGUCAUCAGCGUCGACAUCAUCAAGUGCUUCCACAUCGUCAUCAGCGUCGACACCAUCUAGUGCUUCAACAUCAUCAUCAGUGUCGACUUCAUCAAGCGUGUCCACAUCGUCGUCAAUUUCGACAUCGUCAAGCAUUUCGACAUCGUCGUCUGCGUCAACUUCAUCAAGCGCUUCAACUUCAUCAUCAGUGUCGACAUCAUCUUCGGUCUCAACACCAACUACAACGAGUGUGUCUACUACAAGUUCGUCGAGUAUAUCAACUUCCUCAAGUGUGUCGACAUCGAGUUCUGCAUCAACUUCGUCAAGUGUCUCAACAUCGUCAAGCGCUUCAACUUCAAGUUCUGCGUCUACAUCAUCGUCGGCGUCGACUUCAUCGAGUGUUUCAACUCCAACAACAACAAGUGUAUCUACUUCGAGUUCCGCGUCCACAUCAUCGUCGAUUUCGUCAUCAUCUAGUGCAUCUACUUCUUCAAGUGUCUCUACAUCAAGUUCUGCAUCAACAUCAUCAAGCGCUUCAACAUCGUCGUCAGCAUCAACAUCAUCAAGUGCUUCGACAUCUUCGUCAAUAUCGACAUCAUCGAGCGCUUCAACAUCUUCCUCAUUGUCGACAUCAUCAAGUGCUUCGACAUCAUCGUCAGUAUCGACUUCAUCAAGCGUUUCAACGUCGUCGUCAAUUUCCACUUCAUCGAGCAUUUCGACAUCGUCAUCGGCUUCAACUUCAUCGAGCGCUUCAACUUCAUCAUCAGUGUCGACAUCAUCUUCUGUGUCGACACCAACUACAACGAGUGUCUCUACCUCAAGUUCAUCAAGUGUGUCAACUUCUUCAAGUGUGUCGACAUCAAGUUCUGCGUCCACUUCGUCAAGUAUCUCAACAUCGUCAAGUGCUUCAACUUCAAGUUCUGCGUCCACAUCAUCUUCGGCAUCUACAUCAUCGAGUGUUUCAACACCAACAACAACGAGUGCUUCUACAUCAAGUUCUGUGUCAACAUCAUCAAGCAUUUCAACGUCAUCGUCAGCAUCAACGUCAUCAAGUGCUUCUACAUCGUCGUCAGCGUCGACAUCAUCAAGUGUUUCUACAUCGUCAUCAGCGUCGACAUCAUCAAGUGUCUCUUCAUCGUCAUCAGCGUCGACAUCAUCUAGUGCUUCAACAUCAUCAUCAGUGUCGACUUCAUCAAGUGUGUCAACAUCGUCGUCAAUUUCGACAUCAUCAAGCAUUUCGACAUCGUCGUCUGCGUCAACUUCAUCAAGCGCUUCAACAUCAUCAGUUUCGACAUCAUCUUCGGUCUCAACACCAACUACAACGAGUGAGUCUACUUCAAGUUCGUCGAGCGUAUCAACUUCCUCAAGUGUGUCGACAUCGAGUUCUGCAUCAACUUCGUCAAGUGUCUCAACAUCGUCAAGCGCUUCAACCUCAAGUUACGCGACAACAUCAUCCUCGGCGUCGACUUCAUCGAGUGUUUCAACUCCAACAACAACAAGUGUAUCUACUUCGAGUUCCGCGUCCACAUCAUCGUCGAUUUCGUCAUCAUCUAGUGCAUCUACUUCUUCAAGUAUCUCUACAUCAAGUUCUGCAUCAACAUCAUCAAGCGCUUCAACAUCGUCGUCAGUAUCAACAUCAUCAAGUGCUUCGACAUCUUCGUCAAUAUCGACAUCAUCGAGCGCUUCAACAUCUUCCUCAUUGUCGACAUCAUCAAGUGCUUCGACAUCAUCGUCAGUAUCGACUUCAUCAAGCGUUUCAACGUCGUCGUCAAUUUCCACUUCAUCGAGCAUUUCGACAUCGUCAUCGGCUUCAACUUCAUCGAGCGCUUCAACUUCAUCAUCAGUGUCGACAUCAUCUUCUGUGUCGACACCAACUACAACGAGUGUUUCUACUUCAAGUUCAUCAAGUGUGUCAACUUCUUCAAGUGUGUCGACAUCAAGUUCUGCGUCAACUUCGUCAAGUGUCUCAACAUCGUCAAGUGCUUCAUCUUCAAGUUCUGCGUCAACAUCAUCUUCGGCGUCUACGUCAUCGAGUGUUUCAACACCAACAACAACGAGUGCUUCUACAUCAAGUUCUGUGUCAACAUCAUCAAGCGUUUCAACGUCAUCGUCAGCAUCGACAUCAUCAAGUGCUUCUACAUCGUCGUCAGCGUCGACAUCAUCAACUGUCUCAACAUCGUCGUCAGCGUCGACAUCAUCAAGUGCUUCCACAUCAUCAUCAGUGUCGACCUCCUCAAGUGUGUCAACAUCGUCGUCAAUUUCGACUUCAUCGAGCAUUUCGACAUCAUCAUCGGCAUCAACUUCAUCAAGCGCUUCAACAUCAUCGUCAGUGUCGACAUCCUCCUCUGUUUCGACACCAACUACGACGAGUGUGUCCACGUCAAGUUCAUCAAGUGUGUCAACUUCCUCAAGUGUAUCGACUUCAAGUUCUGCAUCAACCUCAUCAAGUGUGUCAACCUCUUCAAGCGCUUCAACUUCAAGUUCUGCGUCAACAUCAUCAUCGACGUCAUCGAGUGUUUCGACACCAACAACGACAAGUGUCUCUACAUCAAGUUCUGCUUCGACGUCUUCGAGUGUUUCAACUUCGUCGUCGGUGUCAACUUCCAGCUCUGCUUCGACAUCGAGCUCAGUGUCGACGUCCAGCUCUGCUUCGACAUCCAGCUCAGCUUCGACAUCCAGCUCUGCCUCGACAUCAAGUUCAGCAUCCACAUCUAGCUCUGUCUCGACAUCGAGCUCAGUGUCGACGUCCAGCUCUGCUUCGACAUCCAGCUCAGCUUCUACAUCCAGCUCUGCCUCGACAUCAAGUUCAGCAUCCACAUCUAGCUCUGUCUCGACAUCAAGUUCUUUGUCGACUUCAUCAUCAAUCUCAAGCUCAUCGAGCCUGUCGACCUCGUCAAGUAAAACGCCGACCUCAACUUCUCUUAGUACGUCAUCAAGCUCGAGUCUUAGCUCCUCAAUUUCUUCUUCAAUCUCACCGACUACAUCCUCGUCAGUUUCGACAUCUGUCUCAAGUAGUUCGAUCUGUCCGAUUUGUGUAUACACAAAUAGAUUCAAUGAAACUGAAAAGCAUCACGAGGGAGAAACCUGGACGGAUGGGCCUUGCAAGACUGUCAAAUGUAAAAUGGUUUUUAAUGAUUGCUUUGAAAACAACCAAGUCGCUCAAAUAGAAGUCUACAUAAAGGAAUGUUCUGAGUGUCCUAAGGGAUACGAACGACCACCAUCAAAGGAUCAAUGCUGUCCACAAUGCGUAAAAACGGAAGACGAUGAGAACAUCUGCAAACUCGGCCAUAGGGCGCCAAGUAUCCUUAAAUUCCCUGACGGCUGUGAAUCAGAAUCCGAGGUUAGUCUCACUGAAUGCAGAGGUAAUUGUGAGUCGAGCACUAUCGCAAAAACUCUGCCAGAAGGCUACGGAAGUAAAAACUGCAAGUGUUGCAAGCCGUCUAAUAAUACCAUUGUGACAAUCAAUUUGAUCUGCAAAAAUGGAAAUGAAACAACGAGAAAAACGGCCGACUUGGAUAUCAUCACGGAAUGUGGAUGCGGGAGACAGGCAUGCGAAUCAACACCUUCACACGCAAAUGAAGAAUUUGUGAACCAAAAUGGUGAGAUCAUGGAAAUGAAGAAGAAGCGCCGUCGCCGCGCCUUGUCGCGUCUCUUUGCCCUUCCUCCGUAACGAAAAGUAACAAGGGACAUAUAUUCACUGAUAGUGUAGAAAAGAGAUAAAUUUUGGGCUGAAAAGGAGAAAAAAGGAUAACAGAAAUGUCAAUGGAGUUGAAGGGAACGAUGGGAUAUUUAUGUGUACGAGUAAUUCUCUAAAGGGACUGGCUUUCUUGAAAUAAACUUCACUGAAAGGGA
This is a messenger RNA of Pocillopora verrucosa, 10667 nucleotides long. NCBI's taxonomy places the organism in Eukaryota, Metazoa, Cnidaria, Anthozoa, Scleractinia, Pocilloporidae. The record is from RefSeq and is a predicted model, not a curated record.